UUGGCUCAGGGCAAGUGAAGGCUCAGGAGUCGCGGUUUGAGCCUGCGGAGGAGCUGCGCCUCGGCUGGCUGGGCUUGCAGCCCCGAUGCAGGCUUUGGUGCUACGAUUCCAGCCUUCAUGGGAACCUUAGUGCUGCGUUGUGGCACAGGAGAGCACGCUACCUCGUGAAAGUAAUUGUGUGUUGGCCAGCUAGCUGAAGUUCUGACUUCGUAAGCUUCGGUAGCAGCGCGUUACAGAUUUUAAAGGCUGCCCAAGCGAAACAGAUGGACGGUAAGCACAAAACCGGAGAUCUAUGGAGAGCCAGGACCUGACAGGGAAUUAAAAAGAUUCCUUCACGCUUGGAGGAGGAAGUCUGCCUUAUUAAUAACUGAGGUCCUUUGGGUCCAUCUGCAGUGAUUUAAUCAGCAGAGACUUGGGGCAAAGAGGAGGAAGAAAGAUGAUGUCAAGGCAGGCCUUCCUCUGCAGUUUGGGCUCUCUCUAUUUGUCCCUGCUCUUUGUGUUCCUCCUGAUGGAUGUUUAUGCCAGGCCUGCAAACAACUCUGCCCUCAAAGAGAAGGCAGCUGACAGCAAAGAUGAGAAUGAGAUCUUGCCCCCAGACCACUUGAACGGGGUCAAGAUGGAGAUGGAUGGACACCUCAACAAGGAGUUUCAUCAGGAAGUCUUCCUGGGGAAAGAGAUGGAAGAGUUUGAGGAGGAUUCAGAGCCCAGAAGGAACAGGAAGAAGCUCAUGGCCAUCUUUUCCAAGGUGGAUGCAAACAGUGACCACAAGAUAGGGGCCAAGGAGAUGCAGCGCUGGAUCAUGGAGAAGACAGAUGAGCACUUCCAGGAGGCUGUGGAGGAGAACAAGAUGCACUUCCGAGCUGUGGACCCUGAUGGGGAUGGCCAUGUGUCCUGGGAUGAGUACAAAGUCAAAUUCUUGGCCAGCAAAGGCUUCAACGAGAAGGAGAUGGCAGAGAAGAUCAGGAACAAUGAGGAGCUGAAGAUAGAUGAAGAAACCCAGGAGGUUCUGGAUAACCUGAAGGACAGGUGGUACCAAGCUGACAACCCUCCUCCUGACCUGCUCUUGAAUGAAGAGGAGUUCUUGUCCUUCCUCCAUCCAGAGCACAGCAGGGGGAUGCUGAAGUUCAUGGUGAAGGAAAUCAUCAGAGAUUUGGAUCAGGAUGGAGAUAAGAAGCUCACCCUUUCAGAGUUCAUUUCCUUGCCUGUUGGGACUGUGGAGAACCAGCAGGCUCAGGAUAUUGAUGAUGACUGGGUGAAAGACAGAAGGAAGGAGUUUGAGGAGGUCAUUGAUGCUAACCACGAUGGCAUUGUCACCAUGGAGGAGCUGGAGGAAUACAUGGAUCCCAUGAAUGAAUACAAUGCCCUGAAUGAGGCCAAGCAGAUGAUAGCAGUGGCAGAUGAGAACCAAAACCACCACCUGGAGCUGGAGGAGAUCCUGAAGUACAGCGAAUACUUCACGGGCAGCAAGCUGAUGGACUACGCACGCAACGUCCACGAGGAGUUCUGACCCUGCUCUCCUCCCCACAGCUCUGAGGCACUUUCUUGCUUUGAAAACAACAACAAAAGAGGGGGGAAAAAAGGAAAAAA
Dryobates pubescens (Downy woodpecker) is the source of this 1587-nucleotide messenger RNA. RefSeq names its product stromal cell derived factor 4 (gene SDF4). The record is from RefSeq and is a predicted model, not a curated record. Gene Ontology annotation, cellular component: endoplasmic reticulum. Gene Ontology annotation, biological process: calcium-ion regulated exocytosis. The coding region runs from base 437 to 1507 and encodes 356 amino acids. Lineage: Eukaryota; Metazoa; Chordata; Aves; Piciformes; Picidae. The transcript is spliced from 7 exons. Gene Ontology annotation, molecular function: calcium ion binding.